Rattus norvegicus (Norway rat) is the source of this 5101-nucleotide messenger RNA. RefSeq names its product CDKN2A interacting protein (gene Cdkn2aip). Gene Ontology annotation, molecular function: p53 binding. Gene Ontology annotation, cellular component: nucleolus; nucleus; granular component. Lineage: Eukaryota; Metazoa; Chordata; Mammalia; Rodentia; Muridae. Gene Ontology annotation, biological process: positive regulation of cell growth; positive regulation of signal transduction; negative regulation of cell growth. The record is from RefSeq and is a predicted model, not a curated record.
AUAGCUGAGUAAUAUUCCAUUGUGUAGAUGUACCACAUUUUCUGUAUCCAUUCCUCUGUUGAAGGGCAUCUGGGUUCUUUCCAGCUUCUGGCUAUUAUAAAUAAGGCUGCGAUGAACAUAGUGGAGCACGUGUCUCUUUUAUAUGUUGAGGCAUCUUUUGGGUAUAUGCCCAAGAGAGGUAUAGCUGGAUCAUCAGGCAGUUCAAUGUCCAAUUUUCUGAGGAACCUCCAGACUGAUUUCCAGAAUGGUUUUACCAGUCUGCAACCCCACCAACAAUGGAGGAGUGUUCCUCUUUCUCCACAUCCUCGCCAGCAUCUGCUGUCACCUGAGUUUUUGAUCUUAGCCAAUCGCACUGGUGUGAGGUGAAAUCUCAGGGUUGUUUUGAUUUGCAUUUCCCUUAUGACUAAAGAUGUUGAACAUUUCUUUAGGUGUUUCUCAGCCAUUCGGCAUUCCUCAGCUGUGAAUUCUUUGUUUAGCUCUGAACCCCAUUUUUUAAUAGGGUUAUUUGUUUCCCUGCGGUCUAACUUCUUGAGUUCUUUGUAUAUUUUGGAAAUAAGGCCUCUAUCUGUUGUAGGAUUGGUAAAGAUCUUUUCCCAAUCUGUUGGUUGCCGUUUUGUCCUAACCACAGUGUCCUUUGCCUUACAGAAGCUUUGCAGUUUUAUGAGAUCCCAUUUGUGAUGACUCAUAUCUUAAAUGUCCACAUCCCUAGCCUUUUAUUUAAACGUGAAUCUCAUUUCAGGGUCUGAAAGACUCACUUGGGGUCGGGUGGGUGUCAGUAUCCAUCUCCCUCAUUUCUCUCUCUCUCUCUCUCUCUCUCUCUCUCUCUCUCUCUGUUUUUCUCUCUCAUCCUCUUUCCUACUCUCCUCUCCCCUCCCCCUUCUCCUCCUGUCUCCACACCCCCCCUUCCUCUCCUCUCUUCAUCUAGCGGGAGGGGGCAGGGUUUGGAAAACGGUUUCUUAGUGUAGUCCUGGAACUAGCUCUGUAGACCAAGCUGGCCUCAACUCAGAGAUCCGCCUGCCUCUGCUCCAGAGUGCACACUGCAGCCGUCUUUGUCUCCCCUUGCCUGUGUGGUCUCUUUAAAGGUCUUUACCUGCUUCCCACUAAUGUGAAUCUUCUAAUUGGCUAAUUGAAGCAGAAUCGUGUUAGGGCACAGGCUUAUAACUGUCAAAGUUUAGUAACAAAAUGACUUAAUUUUUUUCCUUAAUCAUUCUGUUUUUUUUGUUUUUUUGUUUUUUUUUUUCGGAGCUGGGGACCGAACCCAGGGCCUUGCGCUUCCUAGGCAAGCGCUCUACCACUGAGCUAAAUCCCCAACCCCAAUCAUUCUGAUUUAAGCAUUCUCACAACAGAAACGCAAACAUCUAUUGGAGGAAAAUUCAAUCACAUAAUUUAUCACUAUUCAUAUUAUUACACUCAUGCUUUGAUUUCACUAAUAUUAUACAUAUAACUAAACUUGGAAAUGUUAAUAAACACACCAGCAACUAAAAAACCACGGGUUGGAGAGUUGGCUCCGCCGUACCCGCAGAUCUUCAAGAAGACCUGGGUUCAAUUCCCAGAACCCACACGGCGCUCAAAAUCCCGCAUCACUUCAACUCCAGAUCCAUAGCCCUCUUGCGUCCAAGGGCAUCAGACAUGUACAUAAAGCACAGGCAGACAUGCAAGCAAAAACAUGGAACACAUAAAAGUGCAAAAGCACAGUUGCUCUUGAGGGAAGAGGCCGGGCAGACGAGAUAAGCAGAUACAUUUCCACUUUGGUCCUACCGGCGUUAACAGCUAAAAGCAGUUGACAUAGGGUUGUUUAUAGCUUGAGGACCAAAAACGUUAGGGGAGAGGAAGCAGGUAUUGUCUGGGUUGAACCAGGAACCUAAGAAACCGCGGAAACCAAGCCAGAUCGUGCGGCGCAGGCGCAAAGGUCGUCUGGCUUUAAAUAAACUGGAGGAGUAGCUUGUGCUUGCCGGUUAAGUUACAUUCGUGCUUAGUACUUUUAUUGCCCCUGCCGCUCAAGACAUCCAUCCCCACGUCCCCAAACGCCCCGAGACUUUCCUGGCCUCGGGACACUGGGUUUACUUCCCCCGGUACACAGCAGCUCUUGAGGCAGGGCGGCCAUGGAAGCCAGCUUUUGUUUAUUUUGGCCGCGCGCGACUGCGAGUGUCCGAGGGCGGAGACGCGCAGGCGGAGCGGCGACUCCCGCGACGCCAGGUCUCCGCGUUCCGCCCGCGGUCGCCAAGCCCGGGGGCGGAAACAGAGCCCGGCGUCACAAAGCGCCGCCGGAACGCUGAGGCUGCCGCACUGGCGCCGCGCGCCCUCUCAGGGCGGGAGGCACGCCUGCCCCUCAGUCGCCUCGGCUCCGCCUCAGCCGGGCGCGCCCUCCGACCGAGGUGGGCGCAACCGCUGAGUCGCCGGCGGCUGGGCGCUGCAAAGCAUCCUGGGAGAACGCGCUCGCGCCGGAAGGGCGCGCGAGUGCGCGGCGGCAGCGAGGUUAUAAAAGGGAGCGAGCCAGCGGCAGGCGGAAGUGGGCGGUUCGUCGGCGCCUUGUUCUGUUGUUUGGUGUUUGGGCUUCUGGAGGGGCGUUCUCGGGAGGGCCGCCGGUGCAGGCCGCGCUGACAGGGCCGCUCGCCGCUCCGCCCUGUGCGCUCGCGCUCUCCUCGUCUCGCAGGGUCCCAACAUGGCGCAGGAGGUAUCCGAGUACCUGAGCCAGAACCCGCGAGUAGCCGCCUGGGUGGAGACCCUUCGCUGCGAGGGCGAGACGGACAAACACUGGCGCCACCGCCGGGAGUUUCUGCUUCGCAAUGCCGGGGACCUGGUCCCCGCGACCGAGGAGACUGCGGACGCGGAAAGCGGAGCCCGCAGUCGGCAGCUACAGCAGCUCGUCUCCUUCUCCAUGGCCUGGGCAAACCAUGUCUUCCUAGGGUGCCGGUACCCUCAAAAAGUUAUGGAUAAAAUUCUUAGUAUGGCUGAAGGCAUCAAAGUGACAGAUGCUCCAAUCCAUACCACACGAGACGAACUGGUUGCCAAGAAGGGGUAGAAGAGCCAUCCAAAAAACGAUCCAUAGAAGGAAAAAACAAUUCUUCAGUUGAGCGAGAUCAUGGGAAAAAAUCUGCCAAAACAGAUCGUUCAGCUCAGCAAGAAAACAGUUCAGGAUCCAAGGGGUCGUCCACCAAAUCAGAGAGUAGUGGGACCUCAGCUCGGAGCAACUCUGGUGUCUCCCAUCAGAAUAGUUCCACAAGUGAAGGCGAUAGAUCUGUUUGCAGCCAAAGCAGCAGCAAUUCCUCUCAGGUAACAUCAGCAGGGUCUGGAAAAGCUUCUGAGCCAGAAGCUCCAGAUAAACAUGGUUCAGCAUCCUUUGUUUCUUCACUGUUAAAAUCCAGUCUGAAUAGUCAUGUGACGAAAUCCACUGAUUCCAGACAGCAUAGUGGAUCACCUAGAAAGAAUGCUUUGGAAGGUUCUUCAGUUUCAGUUUCUCAGAGCAGCUCAGAGAUUGAGGUGCCCUUGUUGGGUUCCUCCGGAAGCUCAGAAGUAGAGUUGCCAUUACUGUCUUGUAAGUCUAGUUCAGAGACAGCUUCGAGUGGGUUAACAACCAAAGCUAGUUCAGAGGCAAACAUUUCAUCAUCAGUUUCUAAAAACAGUUCCUCAUCAGGCACCUCUUUACUAAUGCCCAAGAGCAGUUCAACAAAUACAUCACUACUGACUUCUCAGGUAGCUGCAUCACUGUUAGCUUCCAAAAGCAGCUCCCAGAGCAGUGGAUCUGUGGCUUCCAAAAGCACUUCCUUAGGAAGCAUGUCUCAGCUAGCUUCUAAGAGUAGUUCUCAGAGUAGCACUUCACAGUUGCCUUCUAAAAGUACCUCACAGUCCAGUGAGAGUUCUGUCAAAUUCACUUGUCGGAAGUUAACCAAUGAAGACAUAAAGCAGAAGCAGCCUUUCUUCAAUAGACUGUAUAAGACAGUGGCGUGGAAGUUGGUAGCAGUUGGUGGCUUUAGCCCCAAUGUGAAUCAUGGCGAGCUGCUAAAUGCAGCUAUUGAGGCUCUGAAAGCAACACUAGAUGUGUUUUUUGUCCCACUGAAAGAACUGGCAGAUCUGCCUCAAAAUAAGAGCUCUCAAGAAAGUAUUGUAUGUGAAUUGAGGUGUAAAUCGGUGUAUUUGGGCACUGGCUGUGGGAAAAGCAAAGAAAAUGCAAAAGCAGUCGCAUCAAGAGAGGCACUUAAGUUAUUUCUCAAGAAGAAGGUGGUGGUAAAGAUCUGUAAAAGGAAGUACAGAGGCAAUGAGAUAGAAGAUCUAGUACUCCUCGAUGAAGAAUCAAGACCUGUAAACUUACCUCCAGCACUGAAACAUCCUCAAGAAUUACUGUGAUUCCCCAAGGUAUCACUGCAUCCAGUACCUGGGGUUUGAAGAGAAAAACUGGCUUUUAUAUGAAACACUGGCUUUCACAGAUUUUAUAUUGCUUUUUUCCAGUUUUGCAGAAAAUUUAAAUUCUAGUUCUCUUCAUUAAAGUAGAGCUGUAAAUAAUUUAUGAAUGACAGUGCAUAUUAAAGGGUAUACACUGACAGCAUACCAGUGUGCUGUUUUAUUUGCUGAGGAAAAUACUGUCUUCUAUUUUUAAUGAUAUAUUAGGUACGAUGUGUAGUUCUGUAGAAUCUUAAAAUUUUUGUACUACUACCAAUUUGGUAGAAAUGUAUUAAGUUGUCUACCAUGCUUUUUUUUCUAACUUGAUUAAAUCAUAUAAAAGAAAGGGGACCACAGUAUUUGAAUGUGUGAAAAAUAUACAACUUAAGGUUUUAAGAAUGUUACUCAUAAUGUUGAACAUCUCUUAAAGAAUAAGAGUAAUUGUCUCAAACUAUUUUCAUGAGAAGAUGCUGUAAACUUUUUUUUUUUAGAUAUAAAGCAGUAUAAAGUACUUAUUGUUAUUUUAUUCUGAAAUUGUUUAAAAUUCACCAUGAUUUUGACCGCUGCAGAUUCUUGAGCAGGUUAAUUUAUGUUUUGAGGUAAAAAGCAAUUUACACUUUCUUAAAACAUAAUGUUGAUUUCUAUAUUAAGCAUAUUUUGUGACUACUAUGAACAGACUGAUUUGUUUAGAUAUUAAAUGCUUUAAGCUAUUUUACCUUUUCAA